Messenger RNA from Macrosiphum euphorbiae (potato aphid), 495 nucleotides. The record is from the annotation of a GenBank genome assembly. NCBI's taxonomy places the organism in Eukaryota, Metazoa, Arthropoda, Insecta, Hemiptera, Aphididae.
AUGAAUUUGCUAGUUUGGUCAAUUAUUGUUAGUUUUUAUAAUAUGUUUUCUAUCAAAUUUCUACCAAAGUUUAUAAUAUGGUCCAUGAAUAUCAAUAAAGAACAUCAGAAAAUAGUGGGAGAAAUAUCUUUAUUAAAAAAAGAACAAUCCAAAAUUUCAAUUGUAAAAGAAUUUGCUAAACAUGCAAAAUUACAACGAAAAAUCAACAAGUUGAAUGAACAAUUAAAAAACCACGUAAUAGAAAAUUCAUCUAAAAAUUUAAAGAUCAAAUUCAUCAGUAAAGUGUCUUUAUAUGUUUUUUCCGCAAUUUUAAAUCUUCUAUUUGUUUAUUACAACUAUAAUAAAACCGUUUUAAUAGAACUUCCAACUAAUUGGUUUUUACCAUUAUCUUGGUUAGUUCAAUGGCCUACCUCACAAGUUGGUACAAUGAGUUUUGUCUUUUGGUAUAGUGUCACUAAUUGUGUUGCUAAGAUGACCAGUAAUAAUAUAUUAUGA